Molecule: messenger RNA, 1040 nt
Organism: Solanum verrucosum
Lineage: Eukaryota; Viridiplantae; Streptophyta; Magnoliopsida; Solanales; Solanaceae
Product: transcription termination factor MTEF1, chloroplastic
Exons: 1
Coding region: 28-948 (306 amino acids)
Biological process (GO): regulation of DNA-templated transcription
Molecular function (GO): double-stranded DNA binding
Source: RefSeq, a predicted model, not a curated record
UGCAAAAUACUUAGUAGCACAACAAACAUGACUAGUGCAGCAACAUCUUUUCAUUCUUGUUUAUGCUUCUCUGUUCAGAAAUUAUCAGCAUCACCGUCGUCGUCGUCAUGUUCAGAUCAACAAAUGAGUCUUUUAUCACCAACAAAACCAAAAUCAAUUCUUCAAAAAAACCCACUUUAUCAACCAACUCACAAGAACAUCUCAUUGCAAUUCAAGGAGAAAAUCUUAUGCUUAGAAAUAAUGGGUGUUGAUUCAGGGAAAGCACUCUCCCAAAACCCCUGUCUUCACACCGCUUCUUUACACGCAAUUCAUGAUAUCAUCACUUUCCUUCAAUCCAAAGGACUUUACCAGAAAGACUUCGCGAGAAUCUUCGGGAUGUGUCCAACAAUUUUAACCUCAGAUAUCAGAUCUGAACUCAACCCAGUUUUCAAUUUCCUCUCAAAAGACUUGAGAGUCCCUGAAGACUAUUUCAGAAAGGUGAUCAACAAAUGUCCAAGAUUGCUCAUAUGUAGUGUUAAAGAUCAGCUUAAACCAACUCUAUUUUAUCUUCAAAGACUUGGAUUCACAGAUGUACAUCAUUUAGCUUAUCAAGAUCCAAUAUUACUCGUUUCUAGUGUCGAAAAUACGUUAAUACCAAAGCUUCAUUAUUUGGUAAGCUUAGGAUUUACAAGAAGGGAAGCUGUAGAAAUGACUUUGAGGUGUCCAGGACUAUUCACUUUCAGCAUUCAGAAUAAUUUCAAGCCAAAAUUUGAUUACUUUUCACAAGAAAUGGAAGGUGAAUUGGAUGAAUUGAAAGAUUUUCCUCAGUACUUUGCGUUUAGUUUGGAUAAAAGAAUAAAGCCAAGGCAUAUUCAACUUGUAGACAAUGGAGUUACAAUUCCAUUGUCAUUAAUGCUCAAGACUACUGAUGAAGAGUUCAAUCACUUGAUAAGCCAAAAAACUGGAUAGACUAAAUUUCUGAAAAUAAUUAGUCUUUUUUUUUUCUUUUUUAUUUGUAAAUUCUUUGCUUUGCUAUUCUAAUGUAUUUUCUAACUCUUCAA